AUGGCCGCCUUGUCUCGCCCCCGGCAGCUCCUCCGAGGCCCAAGGAGCCCGCCGCCUCCAUGCGGCUGUAUCUCCCAUCGCUCUGCUCCCGGGGGCGGCGGGGGCACUCGGGAUGAAAGGCUCGGGAAAAGCGAUGUUUCCGUGGGCGCGGGGCGAUCGGACCGCCACCAGCCGGGGUCUGCGGGAACAGGGACUCCUUCCGGGGGCUGCGGCGGCGUCCACGGCCCGGACAAGGGUGGCACUCUCUUCCUCGAAGAAGAAAAGCAGCCGUGGCUGACGGGCCCGCAGUCUCUCUCCUCCUGCAAGGCUCACCUGCCACCUCACACCACCACCACGGACACAGAGGGGCAGGUGGCCCGCCCCCUGGUGGUUCGGGGUGGCAAGGCCCAGAAAGACCGGAGUCGCGGCCGGCCCGGCAGUGACGGUGCUCGAGGGAUGCCUGGGCAGACGGGCCCCAAGGGUGACCGUGGCUUCGACGGCCUGGCGGGACUGCCGGGAGAGAAGGGACACAGGGGCGACCCUGGCCCCUCCGGCCCGCCGGGCCCUCCGGGAGACGAUGGAGAAAGGGGCGACGACGGAGAAGUGGGGCCCAGAGGGCUGCCCGGGGAACCCGGGCCGCGUGGUCUGCUGGGGCCAAAGGGACCCCCGGGCCCUCCCGGACCUCCCGGCGUGACUGGGAUGGACGGCCAGCCGGGCCCCAAAGGGAAUGUGGGCCCCCAGGGGGAGCCCGGCCCCCCAGGACAGCAGGGCAAUCCCGGUGCCCAGGGUCUUCCCGGCCCCCAGGGAGCCAUCGGUCCUCCGGGAGAGAAGGGCCCCCUGGGGAAACCAGGCCUCCCGGGAAUGCCCGGCGCUGACGGACCCCCGGGCCACCCCGGCAAAGAAGGCCCCCCCGGAGAGAAAGGAACCCAGGGUCCGCCUGGCCCCCAGGGCCCCCUCGGCUACCCUGGCCCUCGAGGAGUUAAGGGGGCGGACGGCAUCCGGGGUCUGAAGGGCACCAAGGGCGAGAAGGGGGAAGACGGCUUUCCCGGCUUUAAAGGAGACAUGGGCAUCAAGGGCGACCGGGGGGAGAUCGGCCCACCUGGCCCCCGAGGGGAAGACGGCCCCGAAGGCCCCAAGGGUCGUGGAGGUCCGAAUGGCGACCCUGGUCCUCUGGGACCCUCCGGGGAGAAGGGGAAGCUCGGAGUCCCGGGGCUGCCCGGCUACCCAGGACGACAAGGGCCAAAGGGCUCUAUUGGAUUUCCUGGAUUUCCCGGCGCCAACGGCGAGAAGGGAGGCCGGGGCACGCCGGGGAAGCCGGGACCACGGGGGCAGCGAGGCCCAACGGGCCCGAGGGGUGAGAGAGGCCCCCGGGGCAUCACCGGGAAGCCCGGCCCCAAGGGCAACUCGGGAGGGGACGGCCCGGCCGGCCCUCCGGGUGAACGGGGACCCAACGGACCCCAAGGACCCACCGGAUUUCCUGGGCCCAAGGGCCCCCCUGGCCCCCCAGGCAAGGACGGGCUCCCGGGACACCCCGGACAGAGAGGCGAGACCGUGAGUACUGGCGGUGCGGGGGGACUCGGGCUGGCCUGGGGGGGCCCUAUCUGGGGGGAGCCCUGCAGGCCCCAGUGCAGAAUACGUCUCCGUGCAGACCGCAG
Phyllostomus discolor (pale spear-nosed bat) is the source of this 1634-nucleotide messenger RNA. RefSeq names its product collagen alpha-1(V) chain-like. The transcript is spliced from 23 exons. The annotation marks the transcript as partial. Lineage: Eukaryota; Metazoa; Chordata; Mammalia; Chiroptera; Phyllostomidae. The record is from RefSeq and is a predicted model, not a curated record.